GUGGACCUCAGAUUCUGGCCUGCAGAACCCUCCUUUGGAAACUCAGGCGUCCUGGUCACACCCCCCAGAGCUGCUAGCCCUCGGCAUGGCCACUCCCUAAGCCCUGGGGCCCGGGGAACCAAAGCAUAGCCAGGCUCCAGCCGGCUUUUCCGGUUGGAGGUUGGAGGUGGUGCCCAGAGCGCCCUGGAGGGGGUGGGAGGCCCACGCCCCGGAAGUCCCGAGCCCUGGGACACGCUCUGGUCCCGUGGUGUGAGAGCUGGGACAGGUUCGGGAUACCUUGGAGCACGAUGAUCCCCGUGGCCGAGUUCAAGCAAUUCACGGAACAGCAGCCUGCGUUCAAGGUGCUCAAACCCUGGUGGGACGUGCUGGCUGAGUACCUCACAGUGGCUAUGCUCAUGAUCGGGGUCUUCGGCUGUACGCUGCAGGUGACGCAGGACAAGAUCAUCUGUCUGCCCAGUCACGAACCCCGGGAGAACUUUUCAGAGGCCCCGUGCCAGCAGCUAUUGCCUCGGGGGGUCACUGAGCGCAUGGCAGGCCUCCGGGAGCUGAGCGGCCUCAAGAACAACUUGGACCUACAGCAGUACAGCUUUAUUAACCAGCUCUGCUACGAGACGGCCCUGCACUGGUACGCCAAAUACUUCCCCUACCUGGUUGUCAUCCACACACUCAUCUUCAUGGUCUGCACCAGCUUCUGGUUCAAGUUCCCCGGCACCAGCUCCAAGAUUGAACACUUCAUCUCCAUCCUGGGCAAGUGUUUCGACUCACCAUGGACCACUCGGGCCUUGUCCGAGGUCUCUAGAGAGAACCACAAAGGCCCAGCCGCCGGGCGGGCCACGGUGAUCGCAGUGGCUUCAGCAGGGACCGGGUCUGGCAAAGUAAGUGAGGGUGAGAAGGAGAAAGUGCUCGCAGAACCUGAGAAGGUGGUGACUGAGCCUCCAGCGGUCACCCUGCUGGACAAGAAGGAGGGCGAACAGGCCAAAGCCCUGUUUGAGAAGGUCAAGAAGUUCCGAGUGCAUGUGGAAGAGGGGGACAUCCUCUACACUAUGUACAUCCGGCAGACGGUGCUCAAAGUAUGCAAGUUCUUGGCCAUCCUGGUCUACAACCUGGUCUACGUGGAGAAGAUCAGCUUCCUGGUGGCUUGCAAGGUGGAGACCUCUGAGGUCACCGGAUAUGCCAGUUUCUGCUGUAACCACACCAAGGCCCAUCUCUUCUCCAAGCUGGCCUUCUGCUACAUCUCCUUCGUGUGUGUCUACGGGAUCACCUGCCUGUACACGCUCUACUGGCUGUUCCACCGGCCCCUCAAGGAGUACUCCUUCCGAUCCGUGCGCGAGGAGACAGGCAUGAACGACAUCCCCGACGUCAGGAAUGACUUCGCCUUCAUGCUGCACCUCAUCGAUGAGUACGACUCGCUGUACUCCAAGCGCUUCGCUGUCUUCCUCUCUGAGGUCAGUGAAAGCCGCCUGAAGCAGCUCAACCUCAACCACGAGUGGACACCAGAGAAGCUGAGGCAGAAGCUGCAGCGCAACUCUCGGGGCCGGCUGGAGCUGGCGCUCUGCAUGCUCCCCGGACUGCCUGACACCGUCUUCGAGCUCAGCGAGGUGGAGGCCCUCAGGCUAGAGGCCAUCUGUGAUAUCGCCUUCCCCCCAGGGCUGUCACAGCUUGUGAACCUGCAGGAGCUCAGCUUGCUGCAUUCGCCAGCCAGGCUGCCUUUCUCUUCCCAGAUCUUCCUGCGGGACCGCCUGAAAGUGAUCCGGGUCAAAUGCGAGGAGCUCCGUGAGGUGCCCCUCUGGGUGUUUGGGCUUCGUGGCUUGGAGGAGCUGCACCUGGAGGGGCUUUUUCCUCCAGAGCUGGCUCGGGCUGCUUCCCUUGAGAGCCUCCGGGAGCUGAAGCAGCUCAAAGUGCUGUCCCUGCGCAGCAACGCCGGGAAGGUGCCGGCCAGCGUGACCGACGUGGCUGCGCACCUGCAGCGGCUCAGCCUGCACAACGAUGGUGCGCGCCUGCUCGCCCUCAACAGCCUCAAGAAGCUGGCAGUCCUUCGGGAGCUGGAGCUGGUGGCCUGCGGGCUGGAGCGCAUCCCCCACGCCAUUUUCAGUCUAGGCGCGCUGCAAGAGCUUGACCUCAAAGACAACCACCUCCGGUCCAUUGAGGAGAUCCUCAGCUUCCAGCACUGCCGGAAGUUGGUCACGCUCAGGCUGUGGCACAACCAGAUCGCCUAUGUCCCAGAGCACGUGCGGAAGCUCCGGGGCCUUGAGCAGCUCUACCUGAGCCACAACAAGCUUGAGACCCUGCCCAUGCAGCUCGGCCUGUGCUCCAGCCUCCGUCUGCUGGAUGUAUCCCACAAUGGGCUGCAUUCCCUGCCACCCGAGGUGGGCCUCCUCCAGAACUUGCAGCAUCUGGCUCUCUCCUACAAUGCCCUCGAAGCCUUGCCGGAUGAGCUGUUCUUCUGCUGCAAGCUUCGGACAUUGCUUCUGGGCUAUAACCACCUCGGCCACCUCUCACCCCAUGUGGCGGCCCUCAGGGCCCUCAGCCGCCUGGAGCUCAAGGGCAACAGGUUAGAGGCGCUGCCGGAAGAACUGGGCAACUGCCCGGGACUGAAGAAAGCGGGGCUGCUGGUGGAGGACACCCUUUAUGCAGGGCUGCCUCCUGAAGUUCGGGACAGGAUGGAAGAGGAAUGAAGUCAGUGGGGAGCAGGUUGAAGAAAAGGACUUCGGAUGCUUCCACCCCUGCCUUGCCAAGGGGCCCCACCCGGAGAGGAGGGGCAAAUGUGUCAGCUUUGUGGGGUCCAGACUAGAUCCUGAGACUGGUUUCUUUGGAGUGAGAGACAGGAAGUUGUGGAUUUGCGGUGGAACCUAUGUGGAAAUAUAAACCAGUCAUAGAAGCCUUAGCUCAAAACCACACCUGUGUCUUUGGCUGGCUGGCCUGCCCUCCCUCUGGGCAUUCCAGCUCCAUUAGUGUCAUGGAUGGGAGCGGGAGCAUAUCCCAAUGGGAUCUCCAGCCCGCUGCCCCACCAACAAAGCAGCUUACAUCUGUGGUCCUCUCCCAAGGAGGGGACACAGGCACAAAGGACCAGUUCCUACACCUCCAUUCCCACUUGGAUGCUAUUUUCUUACUUAUAAGUAGUUUGCUGCAGACACGUGUACUUGGAUUUGGCUCUGCACCAAAAUCCACUGAGGAGCCAGGACGGAAUGAAACAACCCAGGCCCCACCCCUAAAAGACUGACUCAGGAGCUUUGGGUGGGGGCCAGGAACCAGCUUGUAAAUAACCAUGCCCCAUAAUUCUAAUGCAGGUGGUCCUAGGACAGUAUGAUGGAAAGGGCUAGCCUCAAGAGUAUGGGUACCUUAAUGUCUAGAUUCUGAGCCCCUUUCAUGGCCUAGACUCAGAAUCUGAUGAAAGCUGGGCACCUCCUCCUUCGGCGAAAUGUUCAUACACGCAAAACUCUGCGCACAACCUGCAGGCAGUCCACAAGGGCUAUUCAUGGACUUCCUAAGGUUGGCCGACUCCAGGUUAAGAACACGUGUCUUGGAGACUACAUUUUUCCCAAGACAUGGAGAGCUGUUGUCUUUUGGACGUUCCCUGGGUGAGGGAGCGUAGAGCGUAGAGUGGGCGCACAAUAAAUAAUAAUUAUAAUCCGA
Molecule: messenger RNA, 3633 nt
Organism: Chinchilla lanigera (long-tailed chinchilla)
Lineage: Eukaryota; Metazoa; Chordata; Mammalia; Rodentia; Chinchillidae
Gene: Lrrc8e
Product: leucine rich repeat containing 8 family, member E
Exons: 3
Coding region: 288-2675 (795 amino acids)
Molecular function (GO): protein binding
Source: RefSeq, a predicted model, not a curated record